Seminavis robusta is the source of this 1875-nucleotide messenger RNA. The record is from the annotation of a GenBank genome assembly. NCBI's taxonomy places the organism in Eukaryota, Bacillariophyta, Bacillariophyceae, Naviculales, Naviculaceae.
AUGGCUACCAGCCGGUGAUUGAGUUCGAACGAUCCUGUUGUACGGUACGGUGGCUCAACCUGUUACGACUGUACGGCUGUACCUGGCACCGUGGAAGCGCAAUGAUGUCAUGAUGUUUGCGUGUGCCAUGGCGACGAAAAAGUGACAUCACGCAAUACAUAAAUACCAAGUCACCUAAUAAAUGUGAGGGCCGGCGAUCAGCUGACGUAAGAAGCAAGGAUGCAAAAGAUACCCCACGAAAAAUCCGAGCACCGAUCUAUCGGCAUUUGGCGUUUGGCUGUGAUUGACAACCAUCACCAAGCACCACCCAUUGGCUCAUUUUGUUCGCUCUCUUGGCUAAUACUGAAGCUGUGCAUUGUUGCCUCGAAAAAGACAUCCUAGUCUCCCUGAAAAAUAGCAAACAAUGAAGUGCCGUAGUGCUUUGGUCUUCCUGCUCGCGUUGCCAUCUUUGGCUUCAGCCUUUGUGGCUCAAGGGCGUCCCGCUGUUUCCGUGAAGCUGGUGACACAAAAAUCACCGUUUCCUGCUACCGUUCCUGUCCGAGUUCCACUCACCAGCACAGCAGCAGAAGUCGAUGAACCCACCCCCGAGGAAGAUCCUGGACUUGGAAAGAAACUCUUUGAUGCUUACGUUAAAACAGCCGAUGUAGCAACAACCCUCUUCCCCCUCUGGACUGUGCUGUUUACAGGAAUUGCCCUGAAAAGCCCAGCUGCCUUCGAUUGGUUCACAACAGACUAUUUCACUGGCGCCCUAGCAGCUCUUAUGCUUUCUAUGGGUAUCACCUUGACACCUGAUGAUUUUGUGGCAGUGGCCAAAGAACCUACCUCUGUUUUCAUGCAAUUCACCCUAUGCUACGCCAUGAUGCCAGUCCUUGCUCUUUUUCUGGGAAGAUUCUUUGGUUUGGACCCUGCACUGAUGGCUGGUAUGGUUUUGGUUGGUAGCGUGAAUGGAGGACAAGCCAGCAAUCUGUGCACAUAUAUUGCCAAGGGAAACGUAGCUCUAUCGGUUCUGAUGACAACGGCAACUACUAUUGGAGCUAUUUUCAUGACACCCACUCUAUGCAAGGGUCUUUUGGGAGCAGUUGUACCCGUUGAUGCUAUUGGCAUUGCCAAAUCUACAGUGGAAGUUGUCUUGGCUCCCAUUGCCAUUGGAAUGUCACUCAACAAGUUUUUCCCUAAGUUUGUCAAGAAAAUUCUGCCUUUUGCACCAGUUGUUGGUGUUGUCUCCACUUGUCUCCUUGUGGCAAGUGCCAUUGCCCAAGUGGCAGACCCAAUCAAGAGUGCUGGCAUGGCGUUGCAGAUCCCUGUGUUGUUCCUUCACUUGCUCGGCGGUCUUGUGGGUUACGGGCUACCAAGAUUCUGCGGCUUUGAUGAAAUCUCUUCCCGUACCAUGGCUAUCGAGACAUCUAUGAAAUCCUCUGCCUUUGGUUUCUUGUUGGCCAAACUUCACUUUGGUGACUACGCUGCCCGUGUGCCUUCGGCUGUCAGUGUGUUUUGGAUGGCUCUAACAGGAUCCAUUUUGGCUGUCAUCUGGAGGUACAUCCCUGUCAAAGAGCCAACUGGAGAUGAAGUGAGCCCUCUUAAGAAAUGCCUCCAAUUCGUUGGCCUCGCCAAGGAGUAAGUUUAAUAAGUGAGGUUGGUGGUUCAUACUUCAUAUAUAUGCGACAACUGGGUACUGGAAUUGAGUGCAUGUCACAGCUAUGCGCUGAAUGCUAGAUCGAAUACAAACCCAAAGAGAAGAUACGAAUCGAUUCUCUUUCUAGGCUCGAUGCAAUAUGUGUAGAAACUUUUGUUACGUUUUCUGUCGUCCCUACUAGCUUAGUGAGAGGAUGUUGGCGGCGGUUCAAGGUUCGAAGAGAUCAGGCGGAACAAUGACGU